UUUAUGACUAUUGUUUAGUACCUUUUAUCUUCCAAAAAGUAAUGAUAAAUGACUCAUAUGAGAACAAAUUAAUUGAAAUCCGGAGAGAAUUCGAUCCUGGAGUCCGUCUUAAAUAUCUUGCGAACCAGACUGGAUUUAGUCCAGGAAAUAAUGAUAUCUCAUUGUCCCAGAGUUUGAUAGAAUAUAAAGGUCUUACAGAAGAUCUUGAGGCUAUAGUAACACCUUGACAUAGUACUUUCAAUAUCAAUGGUCUCACCUUCUUGGCAACUCAAACUGACUUUGAUAUGUCUAAUAAUGUUAAAGAUUUAAUUGGCAUUAGUCCUAAGAAAGAUGAAAAACAAAAUCCUCUCCAUAAUGAUGAACUUGAAGUAGAAAAGCUGAUAAACCAAGAGCCUGAAAAACUAGGCCCUUCUAUUUCUUUACCUCAAGAGCAAUCCUUGUGGAAGAACAGGUUGCGGAGUCGAUUGAUCAAGCCUAGAGAUGAUUCCUAUCAAGCUGAUCUUGAUGAUGUUGAAGAAGAGAAAACUAAACCCCUAGAUCCUAAAAUUCUCAAAGAGCUUGAUGAAAUUAAAAGCUGCAAUGGAGAUAUUUGUCAAGUUUGAAUCUCUAAAAUCUCUGAGAAAUACACUUGGAAUACAAAAUCUAUUACUUGUAAAACCUGAUUUGUGAAGAUCCAUGAAAAAUGUUAUAAAAAUAAAGUCUCAAAGGAUUGGAAUUGCGAAAGAUGAUCUAUGCUACUAAAGGUUGCUAAGAGGAAGAGAGCCAAGUCCCAAUCAAUUGACAAGAAAAUAGAGAUGAUGGUGUGAAAGUACUGUUUUAGAUCUCACGGUCUUUUGAAACAACUCAAGAACUCAACUUGGGUUCAUGCUGAAUGCGUUAAAUAUCUCCCAAAGAUCUACUUUGAUAAAAAGUUCACUAUGGUAAAAGGAAGAAUAUAGAAAAACAAAGACGGGGGCUUCGUUGAACUUAUUGAAAUAGUACAAAAGGAUUCUGACUGCAAUGAGAAGAAAUAUCAUGAACUACUAACUUCCAUGUCUCUUGUGCUAUAAAUAACAACUUGAUCUUAAAUGAGAAGAUAAUGAAAGAAGUAUUUAUGAAAAAGCCUAAAUCUAGCAAUGAUAGAUACUUUGUCCUUUGAAAUGAUCAUAAAGACGAAUACUGAAAAGCCCAAAAUAAUAUUGAGCUCAAAUUCAAAGUUAGUAAAGGAAAAACUAUAAUCUUGCAUUCUGAAAAUACUCUUACAAGAAUGAAGGGUAAGAAAUUCAUUCCUAUUGACAAGGCUGAUCCUAAAGCCCAAUCAGAUACUGAAAAUAUUGAGAAUUCAUCUGACAAAUCUUACAAGCUAGAAGAUAUCCCAAAAUCACAAAGACGACCAAAACGAUGAACAAAUCGAUCGAUGUCUAACUUGAAGACAAAGCGGCAUUCAAUUUUCAAAAAGAAGCGAAAAAGAUCACCUAAAGGGCAAACUAAAAGACGAAGAAUUGUCUAA
Moneuplotes crassus is the source of this 1489-nucleotide messenger RNA. NCBI's taxonomy places the organism in Eukaryota, Ciliophora, Spirotrichea, Euplotida, Euplotidae. The record is from the annotation of a GenBank genome assembly.